AUAAAGGUUACCGCCGCUCAGCCCUGACAGGUAAGCCCCGCGGUCAUGAAGUCACCUGCCGUCCACUCAGGUGUUCCCCUCGCAGCAAUAUAACGACCGCAAACAAUCCUCAUGCAACACUCGUACGUGUAGUUCUGAGCGUGUUCUAUUAUCGGUCUCCGCAAAGUAAGCUUGGAGAGCCCGGCCUGUCAUCAAGUCUGACUUCCUUAAUUGGUCGCCAGUCAAGUAUGGUUGGUCACAGUCGAGGGGAAGGUAGAGGGCGCCCCAACGGCCGUGCCUGCUACCACACCGAGUACCCACAGAACGAGGACUCGCAGGAUGGCCUAGAGCCUCCUUAUUACGUGCAGGAUCUCAACAAGCAGAGGAGCAUUGAUGACGUAAAGAAAAUGCCCGAAGACUACAGACAUGUUGGGCCGACCGAGCCUCUGUACCACCAGCCGCCCCUUGCGCCCGAGAGCCAGGAGAGAGUCAGCGACCUACUCUAUAGGUAUCAAGGUGGCUGCGUGGCAGGGGAAUCGCCGGGGAUGGUCGCCGCCGGUGGGAACUCCCUCGCCUCACCUUAUUUUGCUCAGCACCAGCUUCGCCUGAGUCAGUCCAGCGGGCAUCGGUUCUCCCCGCUGAGGCUACACCUGGACGCCUCCAAAUCGUCGUGGCGCAGGUGUUCAUGGCGCUGCACCACAGUUGUCUUCGUCUGCGUGACCCUCUGCCUCGCCGCCACCACCACCUUCUUUGCCACCUCCCAGGUGAGUCGGUGGCACAGUGCCGAGGGAUGCCUGGACGACGACGCCGGCACCGCCAGCGUCAACGCUCCUCAGGAGAACAUUGUGCCGCCCCAGGGACAGCCGGCGCCUCCACCAGGUAACCUGGCCGCCCAGGACGGCUGGCGCCACCCCGCCUCGGACCUGCCUGCUAUGUACCCUACUCCCCGCCGAGGUCAGCAUUGGCCCAGCGGUGGCCCCCGCCCAGUGUUCCCUGCACCCUCACCCCCGCACGCCGCACCUCCCUCCCCCCAGCACGACUCUUUCCUUCCUCCAGUCAGUGUUAAAAUUUCAUUAUUUUUCCACAAGAUAAAAGACAACUUGCAUGCUUUCCUUUGGCCUGUAAUUGAUGUUUCACAGGAACUCCCAGCAGAGCCUCCGCGACCCUCCGCCGCCCACACUGCUGCCUCCGCUGCGGCCCCCCACCACAAGACUCAGGAAUUUCACCUCAACGCUAUACACGAAGUUGACCCGCUGGCGGUCAAACGCCUGCCAGCUCUCGCCCGGCGGCGGGGUGCUGCCGCCCUGUCCGCCCACGAGUACCGCCUCGCCAACACCAGGCCGAGAGUAUCCUCCGUCAAGCCCACUCCGGCCCGCCAUGCCAGGUCUGCCCCUGACCCGACCCCCGCGCCCUCCCCAACACUAUCACUCGCCAGCCCCUCCCCCACUGACGUGGUCUCGUCGGGGCACGCCACUCCUACCAGCGUGACGUCCAGCACUGUCCCGCCCCGCCCCAGCCCUGAAGUGUUCUCCGGGGCCUCGUCUGCGGCCGCCGUGAAUAAUCCAGAGCUAUCAGGCGAGGCGGAGUUCGGCCACGCUGCUCAGACGACGAAUGUGGCCCAAAGUUUGGUCUCCCUUGUUGUCUCGAUGCCCACCACCACCACCACCGCUAUCAUGCUCACCACGCCCACUCCCCCAGCCACCGUCCUCACCACGUCCACAUCUAUCAUCACCACGCCAGUCACCACCAUCCUCGCCUUCAGCGUGUCGGGCAACCUUUCCGCGGCAGCCCCGGCAGACGUGCCCGCUCCUGCCCCGCCCCCCGCGAGGGAAGACAGUGGCGCAGCGGUGAAACCCAAGAGUGUGGCGGUGAAUGGCGUGCCUAGUGCCGCGGCCCCGCCGGACGUAACCCGCGCCCCAGGGGAUCUGACUUUGUCCAGCCAUGUAUAUCAAGUGACCUCAGGGACUCCAGUCGCCCCCGGAGUAGUUCUCUCGCCCACGGAGGAGGGAGCGGCGCCCUCACAGCUUCCCGCCUCCCACAGCCCGUCCCUCCCUGUGCCUCCGGGAGGCCCGACGCCCGCCCCUCCUGCUGGGGGUCAAGGGGCGCCGGGGCUUCAAAAUGUGUUUCGCGACUCAACGAACGAUGGAAAAGUAAAUUUGUUACCUUCCGGGGAAGUGGAGGGAGGUGCGUCCCUUGGGCACCAGGGGUCGCCGCGCCCCCCCGAGACCCCCACGCCCCACGCGGCGGCCGCCACCCUGUCUGCCUCGCCCCCAGCCGCGCCCGACAAAGAGUUCGCCGCCCAGCCCGCCCCUUCAUUGCUCUCUGCAACCUCCACGCCAACGUCCUCGUCUGUAGCAGGCGGAACAACAGCAACAACAAUAACAAGAACACCGUCUCCAUUAACAGCAGCACCUGCACCAGUGACAUCAUCGUCAUCAUCAUCAUCAACACCAUCGUCAUCACCAGAAACACCUCAGUCACCACCAUCAUCAAUCAUAGCACCAGCGCCAGGAACAGCUUCCACCCCACCCUCGCCAUCAUUAUCACUAUCAUCUUCAUCAUUACACUCAUCAACAUCAACAACGAUAACAAUAGCACCAGCAACAGCAACAACAACAACAACAACAGCAGCAGAAGCAGCAGCAGCGAGAGACACCACCGCAGCCUUCGCGCCCUUCCCAGACGAGACCCUAAAGCCAGGCCAUUUCGGAGCUAACAACACCAGCAUCAGGGGCUCUCACGGGGGUUCUGGCGCUAAUCACAACCAAGACGCCGUGAUGCCGAACCCGCGAGCUGGCCGCGUCAUUAGCCAUAAAGCCGAGCCCCUGCAGGAGGAAAACCCCGCGCCCAAACGAGGAAGCCAGGAGCCUUCACGGUUUAAAGAGGAAGAGAUUAAGGAAGGCGAAGGAGGUGGCGGAGAGGGUGUUGAGGGUAGUAAUGAGAGACAGCGUGAGGGGGACGAGGCGAGACAUUCCAGCCAGCCCCAACACCCUGAGGACACUCCUCGUACCCAGGCAGGUCACGUCGCCCAGCCCGCCGCCCUCGCCCCCCCGCCACCGCCACGGGGACGACUCUCACAUUACCCACAAAACACACACGACGACUUCAAUUCUUCAACAUCCAGCGACGGGAGCCUCAGCCGCCACGACCCCUCAGAGCAGCGGGACGCGCCGAGUGUCGUCUCACAGGACUCGGGGCGCGGCAGGCAAGGCGAUGCCGACCAAGUGUUUUCCUCCCUUGCAGGACAAGGAGGCGAGGAAAGUAAGGACGCCGUCUCAGCCCCCGCACGGGAAAAUCAGGCGCCCUCCGCUCAGGAAAUUGCUCGGAGUCACGUUGCUUACGAGGCUGAAAGACAAAUUGAGAGCGAAGCCGUGAGCAAAGAUUCCUUCCCAUCGACCCCCAGCGAGGGGCAACCGGAGAAGGAGGAAGAGGAAGAAGAGGAGGGAGAGAGGGAAGAGGAAGGCCUGGAGAAGCAUUAUGCUGGAGUCAGUCACGCCGCCGCGGACAUGUCAGAACAGGGAGAUAUAAGUCUUCCAAAAAUUGAAUUAAGCGAGCCAGACCACCGCGGGCAGGGAGGGAACACUCGCCUCUGGAAAAAUGGAUUUACUGAUGGACCGGCUCACGGCGGGGCGGGCGAGGAGGCGGCGGCCUCGGCAGGGCUGGCGGCGACAGAGGGGCGGGGCGCUGGACACCCACAAACAGCCGCCUACAAUAAGCCUGUUAUCGACCCCGGCCCUCCGAGUGUGUCCACCCGUGACCCCAAUGACUUGUUGACCCUCGCCUCCCCGCCCCCCGCUACCACGCCCCGCCCCGCCCCCGCCAACAACACUAAAAGUCCCAGCGAUGGCGACGAUCCCAUCCCGCUGCUCUCUCGAGGGGAAGAAAGCCACGGUGUCGCACACCAAACUCCCGACGGAUUACCCGCAGGAGAAGAUGAAGAUCAGAUCUCCAUGAUUUCCACGCCACGAGAGGAAUAUAAUGGCAAUCCCGUCAACAGCCUGCCGGGGACCCCUGAGGCCGCCCGACCCGAGGAUCUGGCCGGGCGCAGCGAAGCGAUCGUCACGUCAGAGUCCAGCAAGGCAAAGCUUGACGGCCGUCUCCCUCCCGUCGACACCCCACGCGGCGAGGGUGACCACAGCCCACAAUUAUCUGGUAAUACUUCUAAAUCCGAAGGUUCUCCCGUAAUGCUGGCAGGGACGGCAGCCGAGAAUCCUAUGAAGCCCGCCGACCCCCUGGCCCUCCCGGGGGCAGCGCCUACCGAGAGGGGCGGGGGCGGGGACCCUUGGAACAAUCCAAUUGAAGACUCGGAGGAAGUGACACCGCGCUCCGGUAUCGACACUUCCCGGGCCGGCCAGGUGAGUAAUGGACAUUCUUACCCCGGCGUGGGCGGCGCCCUCGCCCUGCCCAUCGUGCGGGCCGCGUCCCCGCCAGACGUCCUUGACGACCAGCCCGCCUCGCAGACCUCCAGCAGCGAUGGAAUUGGAAUCAAUGACGUCGCGGCCAAAGAUCAAAGAGACAAAGCAGCGCAUGAAAUAUCUCUUUCCCGGAGCAACCAAACUGGAGAGAUUGCCGGAGGGGCGCCCCCGCCCCCCUCCACACACGACCUCCUCGCAGCGCUGAGACCCCCAAAAAGUAUCGAAUCUGAGAAAAAGCAAUCGGGCCCGAAGUCCAUGGAAGCAUCCGCUGGAGCGGGUUACAGUGAGCGUACGGAAUCGAGUAUCGAUACGGAGGGAUCUGAAGCCAGCCAGGGACGCCCUUUCCUUUCAAGAAGCAAUCAGAUGGUCGAUGAUCCCAAUCACGAGUCAGUCCACGCUCGGGUCAGCUCCAGGGACUCGGCACGAGAAAAUAGAGAUCAGAACGCUUAUCUUUCCGGCUGCGGCGGCCAUGAUGGGGCUGCUGCGGGCGGCGGCGCGUGUCUGGAGGCCGGGGAGCACCGCCGAAGACAAGGCUCGUCUGAGGGGAAUAAUUCCUGGCGCGAGGCUAUUGAAGGCGACGAGAGGGAUCGCGCGGGGCUUCCACAAGACUCGCUUGAUGGAGCGAUGGAAGGUUCAUUACCGUCCGAGCACCGGGACGGCGGGACCCCGGCGCCUGCCGCGGCGCCCACGCCCGGGUCGCCUGAUGGCGUGGGCAGCGAGGAGUCUGCACGCAGCGGCCAAGAGGGUGAAGAUGUCCCUCUAGGGCGGCCCCACCCCACCCCUCACAGAGGCGCCCCCUCGCUGGGGGGAGGCAGUGGCAGCAAUAACAGUCCAUUGGACAGCAGCGGCAACAGUUCCCAAGGUGGCAGUAGCGGCGAGACGCGCGGCUCAGGUCACAGUAUUAUGCCCUAUCGCGAUCCUCGGCAAUCCCGGGAUUCCCCAUGCAAAUGUUCCUGUCAGUGCGACGGGGGCGAGGCUCCCCCGAUAAUGCCAGGGCGUGUCGCGGCAAAUCUCAAUUCAGAGGCUGUUGCAGGUGGGCCCAUCACCACCGCCACCCCCGGCCCCAGCCCCACCCCGCCGCCGCCACACCCCCACCGCCACCACCACCAGGGCCACAGGGGAGGGGGGCCCCACGCCGCCACCCCUACCGUCAUGUCUUCCCACCCCACGAACGCCACCACCUCCCCGCCCCCAAGCCCCUCCAGCACCCCCACGCCGCCCCUCUCCUCCCCCGUCACCCUCCGAGAUAUGGCCCCACAAGUUCCCAACUCCGGAGAAGACCAACCAACUUCUGCAGCGUCCACGACCCCGGGCGGCGGCACGGUCGUCCGCCAGCUGAGUUACACGGCUGUCAGCAACCCGGCCGUCACCCUGGUCGUUCCGCAGCCCAGCAUGGCCCCCGAGCCCGCCGCCACCCGCGCCCCGGGCCCCGGCGCCGCCAUCCACGCCUGGCUCGUGCUUGGGGACGACCAAGGGAGCCAGACACAGGCACGCCCCCAGCAAGUGGCUCCCCCUGACGGCAGCUCCUUCUCCGCCCUGUCCCUGGGCGAAGAGUUAGCCUACACCCUCGCUCCCUACGGCUACUGGAACCUGCACCUCACCCUCAACGAUCCCACCGAUAUUAGGAUCACUCUCACUAAGCCCAGAGGCACCUCGCUCGGCCUGUACGCCCGCCGCAGCUCGCUCCCGACCCACACCCAGCACGACAUUAUGAAGAUCCUGCGGGAGGCGAGGCAGAGGGACGUCAGGGCCUCUCCGAACAUGGUGGAGGUGUCAGUGGAACAAGUGCUGGAGGCCGGCGAGUGGUUCAUCUCCAUCUACAAUGAUGACGGCGACCCCCACCAGGUGGCUCUGGUCAUCAACAGGGGCGACGGGGGAGGGGAGUGCCCACAGCGCUGCCACGACCGGGGUCACUGCAUCCUCGGCCGCUGCCACUGCCACGCCGGCUACAGCGGCAUCGACUGCUCGCAAAUGCUGUGCCCGAUCCUGUGUGCCGGCCAUGGUGACUACGUGUCCGGGCAGUGCAAGUGCCACGCUGGCUUCAAGGGCAAGGAGUGCCAGCUGCGCCACCACGAGUGUGAGGUGCCAGACUGCAACGGCAAGGGGCAGUGUGUAGCUGGACGGUGCCGCUGUGCCAAGGGCCACACCGGGGAGUUCUGCGAGAAGGUCGACUGCCCUCACCCAACCUGCUCCGGCAACGGCUGGUGUGUCAACGGGACCUGUGUGUGUCAGAAGGGAUGGCGCGGCCCCGACUGCUCCGAGACUGACCUCGACGCCCGCCAGUGCCUGCCAGACUGCAACGAGCACGGCAGGUUCGACAUCGAGCUCCAACGCUGUGUCUGCAACCACCCCUGGACCGGCUCCGACUGCUCCAAGAAGUCUUGCUCCCUGGACUGCGGGCUGCACGGCGUGUGUGAGAACGACGCUUGCAGGUGCGAGGAGGGCUGGAAGGGCGACAACUGCUCCGAGAAACUGUGCGACGCGAGGUGCAGCGAACACGGCCAGUGCAAGAACGGGACGUGUGUGUGCAUGACGGGCUGGAAUGGACGACACUGCACUCUGCCAGGCUGCCCCGGGAACUGCCGCAACCGAGGGACUUGCAACGCGCACGGCGAGGACGGCAUCUGGUCCUGCAGCUGCGAGAACGGCUGGGAUGGCCCGGACUGCUCGGCGAUGCUGGAGACGCGGUGCAACGACGGGGAGGAUAACGACAAGGACGGCCUGGUGGACUGCCAGGACCCUGAGUGCUGCGACCACCACUCCUGCAACGGCUCAAUGUUGUGUGUGUCCCGCGCCUCGUCGCCCAUCGAAAUGCUUCUAAGGAAGCAGCCCCCGGCAGCCACCGCCUCGUUCUUCGAGAAGAUGAAGUUCCUGAUCGAGGACGACUCGCUGCAGCACUUCACCAAGACCGACGCGUUUAACAAUAGUAUUUUAUGGAACUACUUACACCCGAGACGCGCGGCGGUGGUGCGGGGCCGCGUGGUGACGCGUGCAGGCAGGGGCAUAAUCGGCCUCCGGGUGGGCCCCCCCGAGGCUCACGAGGGCUUCACGCUGACCAGGAACGACGGAAUGUUUGACAUUAUGGUGAACGGCGGCGGGGCGGUGAGCAUCGAGUUCGGCAAGCCACCCUUCAGCCAGAAGACGGUGCGCGUGAUGGUGCCAUGGAACAAGGUGGUGGUGUUGGACGACAUCGUCAUGAGCGUCCCGGACAGCACGGACCACUCCACCAGCUACCACGACCACCUGCCGCGCCGCCCUACCUCGCACUGCCCCUUGCACGACUACGACCUGCUCAGGCCCAUCAUCAUGGCCACCUGGCAGAACGUGUUCCAGGGGGAGUGUCCGCACGCCGACGCUAUCCUGGUGGAGUCUCAGGCGGUGCAGGAGUCCAUCCAGAUUCCCGGGACCGAUGUUUACCUUGUGUACCACUCUUCCAGAGCCAACGGAUACGAGUCUACCAUUAGGAUGCAGCUCACCCCAGACUACAUCCCCGCCACCCUUCGCCGCGUUCACCUCAGGAUCGUGCUGGAGGGGACCCUGUUCACGCGUGUUUUCGAGGCCGACCCCAACAUCAAGUUCACCUACGCCUGGGACCGCUACAACGUGUACAGGCAACGUGUGCAUGGCGUGACGGUGGCCCUCGUCUCGGUGGGUUACGAACACGCGUCCUGCCCUAUGAUUAUCUGGGAGCACCAGACGACCCGCGUGGCCGGACACGACCUCCUUAUCUCCAUGGUGGGUGGUUUCAACCUGCACAUCCACCACACCUACAACUACCACCAGGGCAUCCUGCAGAAGGGUGAUGGCCAGAACAUCUACCUUGCGGGGCAGCGUCGCCUGGUGACCACCCUCCUGGGCACGGGCGAGCAGCGGGAGGUGUUGUGUGGCGAGAGGUGUGAGGGUAACGCCAACGAGGUGCCUCUCCUCACCCCCUCGUGCCUUGCCGCGGCCCCAGAUGGUUCCCUCUAUGUAGGAGACUUCACCCUCAUCCACCGCGUGUGGCCAGACGGCACCGUGACCACCGUAGCCAAGCUGAAUGAGACCCGCGUGUCCUACCGUUAUCACAUGGCCGUCUCACCCAUGGACGGCUCCGUGUAUGUGAGUGAUCCAGAGGCCCACCAGGUGCUGCGUAUCGGGGCCAUGGGCGGUGACCUUGUGCCAGUUGUGGUGGUGGGGUCAGGCCAACGCUGCCUCCCUGGGGACAAGAACAGGUGUGGAGACGGUGGCCAGGCCAUCCAUGCUCGUCUCACCUACCCUAAAGGUCUGGCCAUCUCUUCUGAUGGCGACAUCUACAUUGCUGACGGCACCAACAUCCGUGUCGUCAGUCACAACGUGAUCCAAACCAUCAUUGGCGGCCACGACCACCGCUCGCACUGGGCCCCCGUCCCCUGUAAUGGCACUAUCAACAUGGACCAGCUACACCUCCGCUGGCCCACCGAACUGGCUGUCUCCCCGCUAGAUGGCUCCCUCCACAUCCUGGACGACCACCUGGUGUUGAGGGUCACACCUGACAAUCGUGUCCAGGUGUUGAGUGGUCGCUCCCUCAACUGUCCGACACCCCCCCAUGACCCACCAGAUGUGUCCCGCACCGCCCUGCUCCUCAGCCCUCAGUCCAUCGCCUUUUCUCCUGAAGGUGAACUGUACGUUGCUGAGAGUGACUCGCAGCGGAUCAACAGAGUUCGCAUCAUUACCAGUGACGGCCGCAUCUCCCUCUUUGCUGGCGCCGAGUCUGAGUGCAACUGCCGCGACCCGACCUGCCAUUGCCACACAUAUGAUAAUGUGUCAGCCGCCUCUGCCAUCUUCUUUUCCAUUUCCUCCAUUGCUGUCACACCGGAUGGCGUCCUCCACAUUGCUGACCAGGCUGGCUAUCGCGUCAGGUCUGUACGCACAGUCCUGCCGGAGCUGAUAGACCGCAAGCACUAUGAAAUCAUUUCGCCGGACUCACACGAGGUGUAUGUGUUCAACAACCGCGGUCAGCACACAGAGACCAGGAACCUUGUCACGGGCCAGAUUCUCUACCAAUUCAUCUACAACUCUCACUCCAGCGCCAGUCAGCUGUGGACUGUGUCUGACGGUGCCAACAACAAGUUCCACAUCAUCCGUGAGCGCGGCGGCAACGUGAACGCCAUUGAGACGCCCCAGAAGCAGCGCAUCAAGAUUCACCUCACCAUGACAGACAAGCUGGAGAAGCUCGUGGCCCCCAACGGCUACAACAUCAGCUUCACCUACAACAGUCUCAGGUCUUCUGGUCUCAUCAGCUCCAAGAUCGAAGCCUUGGGUCGGUCCUUCAACUACGACUAUGACGAGCAGGGCCGUCUUACCCGGGCUGUCCUUCCCACGGGGCAGGUCAUCCAGCUGAACUUUGACCUAAGUGCUCGUGGUGCCGAGGUGACCGUGACGAGAGACGGAAAGAACCCCGUGAAGACAAGGGUCCGCGGCAACACCCUCACACACACCUCAGGACCCAUAGAAGCUGUGGCAGACAUGGGCGGCGAGGGAAAACUGCGGGUGUUGACAGAUUGGGACCACAAAGUGUCUCUAGAACGCACCUCCUACCGCGUGCUAGAGUCCACCAGCCAGAUUGCCGCCGAAAUGUUCCCCAUCCUGUCACGCCAACAGACCCACAUUGGCGGGAGCCUUGUCAACCGCUACGAGUGGGUCUACUCCCCUGCCAGCCAGCACACAACUAACCACGGCAUGAAGGUGUCGGCCACACUCAGGGUAAACAACGCUGACCUCCUCAUGCUGCGGUUUGACCCCACCACGUCCUCGGAGGCACUGCUGUCUGUGUCGGGCCAGAUGCUGGUCAACGUCACUUAUGACGACAAGGGCAGACCCGUCCUCUGGAUGCCGGUGUCCCCGCUGGUGCCAAGCAACGUCAGCUACGACCACUGGGGACACAUCAUCGGCUGGACGCGAGGCAACCUGUCUGAGGAGUCCGAGUACGACAGUUUGAUGCGUCUUAUGUCUGUCACUUACGCUGAUGGAGCCAAGAUCACCUACGACUACAAAGAUGAAAGGAUAAAGCCACAGAAGGUGCAGCACCCAAGUGGCAGGACCUACGAGCUGGUGUACGAUGACGCCGGGUCGCUGCGCCAGGUGGUGACGCCUCGCAGUACGGCCUACACCCUCCACGUUUCCACAUCAGUCGGCUUCUACAGACUUCGCUUGGCUCUCCCCGUGGACAACAUCGCCCUUCAGGUCAGGCUGGAUGAGCAAGGCCACAUCCUGGCCAUGACACAGCCUGGGCAGGGAGGGACGCUGCUCUACAAGUAUGAUGACUUUGGACGGUUGAGUGGGGAGCUGUAUGGCCGAGGCUUCACGGAAUACACGUAUGAUGACAUGGGGCUGAUCCACACCGCCAAAACCAAGCACAACCACAUCGACGUGAGGACCGAUUACCGCUACCACGCCGGUCUCAUCAAGGACAUGCGCCUCCGCUACGGCUCAAAGAGUGACCUCCACAACGUGCGCCUCAAGUUUAUUUAUGACGCCUCAGCACGCCUGCGCAGGGUUGAAGGUGAGAUCAACUCAAAUCCGCUGAAGGAGAUGAUCAUCCGCUUUGACAACCAGACAGGGAUCCUCAACCUGAUCAGUGACCUCAGGAUCAUCCGCAACAACAUCCUUGAGACAAUGCUGCAGAACCCCAAGAAGGACUUCGUCAACACCCGUAUCCAGGACCACUACGGCCGGCUGGCGGAGGUGGACAUGACGCUGCAGGGGCGGACCGUUUACAUGAUGAAGCUGAAGUACGACAAACGCAACAGAAUCUCAGAGCGACUCAUCGAAGUGUCCGGCCGACGUGAGGGACUCAACAUCACGUACACGCCUGACGGGGAGAUACUGAAGGUGACGGGCACACUCAGGUGGGUCUACUCCUAUGACGAGAAUGGCAACAUCGUCCGCAAUGGCUACACGGAGGCGCUGACAUAUGACGAGUGUGACCGCGUGAUCAAGGUGGGCGGGAGGGAUGUGGUGUACGACGACCGUGGCUUUGUGAUCAGUUUCGACAACCAGAACUUCGAGUACAAUACCAAAGGCCUCCUAGUGUCAGCCUGGGAUCGCGAACAGAAGUGGUCCUUUACCCUAGGCUACGACCAUCUGGACCGCGUUUCUGUGUACCGCGACCACCAGAACAAUGCGACACAGAUCAUCUAUGGCCGCCCUGACCUGCCGGAGCUCAUCACACACCUGCACAACCCACACACGGGCGCCACAACACACCUCCUUUACGAUGACAUGAAUCACCUCAUCGCCAUGGACCAGCCCGACGGGCGCUACUACGUCGCCACAGACCAGAAUGGGACGCCCAUUGCCAUUUUUGACAACGUUGGCUCACAGAUCAACAGCCUCGUCUGGACACCCUUCGGCUUCCUCGUGGACUACUCGGGCACCACAAUGGCCGUGGGUGUGGGCCCCUGGGGGAGAUUCCGGGAGCCUCAGACCGGCCUGGUGCUCUUCAGGGGCAACGCCUACCACCCUGAGAUCGUGCAGUGGAUGACGCCCCGCUGGGGACACCUCACCAACCCCAACAGAUUGGUGACAGAUGUCUUCGUGUAUCGCUUCAUGAACAACAAUCCAUUUGUGUCCCCGCCUGGCUGCGACAGCCACUACUAUACAGAUGUAUCUGAGUGGCUGGACCUCUACGGCAUCAGCGUGGACCGUGUGUUGGGGUCAGAGUACCACAAGAGUACGCUGGUGAAGCCGCGCCCCGUGGUGGCCGUGGAUGACUUGGGCACCUCCGAGGUGGUAAGCGGCCUCUGGUGUCAGUACCGCGCCUGCGUGAAGCACCUCCAUGACCUCACCUUCUUCUCCAACUCCAACAUCCAGAGUCGCAUGGGCACAUGGACCGGCGUACCCAUCUCCCGCCAGGUGUCCAUCUUCGGGCCCGGCGUGCUCGUGUCCAAUAUCGAAGGCCGCGUUCUCGUCACUAAGAUUGGCGAGGGUGACUUCACUGGCGUGGUCGGGGACGUCAUUCGGUCGGUCCUCAACAACUCACUCAUCUUAGACGUGAGCGCUACGCACAACGGCCGCGACACGUUCUACUUCAUUAAGAGCAACCGCAACAAAGCUGCUGAAGACAUAAACACCCUGCGCCGCCUCUCUGGUGUCUUCAACGUUACCAACUCAGAGACGGAGCACGGCCAUGAGAUCCGCAUGUCCACGCCCACCGCCCACCUAGUGAUCAUGUACGGGGAGCGCGUGCAGCGGGCGCGCAGUCGCGUGCUGGCAGAGCUAGAGCAGGAGGCGGAGCAGCGGGCGUGGGAUCGAGAAGCGGCCCUCGUGAGAAUGGGCCGCGUGGGGUCACACUCGUGGACAGCCCCCGAGGCCACCGAGCUGGAGCGCGAGGGUCGCGUGCCCGGCUACGUGGCCACCCACCUCCACUCUCCCUCCCGCUACCCACUGCUCGCCUCGGACGCCACCAACAUUGUCUUCAAACACGAAAGUUCCCGCAAACGACGCAAGAGCCGCAGAAAGGGACGCAAGAAGAGUUGGCGGCAGCGGAAGAAAGUUGGCGUUUGAAGAGACUGAUGUUUGACGCGCUGACUGAAGUUUUGGCAGCCCCGCUGUACCCAUGAACUUCCAGGCAUACGCUACUGAAUCUGCCUUUAUCGACAGAUUGUGAUAUAAUUGUACAUAUUUAUGUAAACUUAACAGAGUUUCGAUAUAUACGCAUAUUGUGUGCGUUUUUGUUCUUUCUAUAUGAGGUGAAUUAAGAAUGUAACUUUCAUGAUUAUCAUAUUAUAUUCAGUGUUCUUAAGAGACCUAACUGAACCCAUGUAUCAAUUACGAAGACUUUUGGUGUUUCUUUCACGUGGUUUUUACUUACGGCUGUAUUCUGCAGUAAUCCUACGCUGUACAAUAUGUCAUGUAUUAUGUAAAGUAAAAUAAUGAGUUUUUAAUAAAUAUUUCGAUGUACAUUGA
Eriocheir sinensis (Chinese mitten crab) is the source of this 13319-nucleotide messenger RNA. Its product is annotated as teneurin-m-like. Lineage: Eukaryota; Metazoa; Arthropoda; Malacostraca; Decapoda; Varunidae. The record is from RefSeq and is a predicted model, not a curated record. Gene Ontology annotation, biological process: motor neuron axon guidance. Bases 228 to 12917 code for a protein of 4229 amino acids. The transcript has 34 exons.